Messenger RNA from Pomacea canaliculata, 8499 nucleotides. RefSeq lists its product as uncharacterized. The record is from RefSeq and is a predicted model, not a curated record. Bases 639 to 2831 code for a protein of 730 amino acids. The transcript has 16 exons. NCBI's taxonomy places the organism in Eukaryota, Metazoa, Mollusca, Gastropoda, Architaenioglossa, Ampullariidae.
UAGUGCAAGUACACUGCAUCACACACUUUUCUGGAAAAUCUUGUAAAACUAUGGACGUGUAUUUGUUCGUGAUAAAACUAUCACAUUCCUGUGACAUGACCAUAAUGUAUCAUGUCCUUGAUGUCUCGUAGAGAAUGGGAUAAGGAAUGAAUGAAGUACCUGUCUCAAAAAAAACAAACAAAAAAAAACAAAAAACAAAAACAAAAAAAAAACCGGUGAGAAAAGAAAGAGAGACACUCACUUUAUCGACAGUUUGGAUGAGGAAGAGCUUCAAACAAUUCCGUUUUCUGAAAGAAAAGGACGAACUGAAGAUGGCAACCACCAAGACUGUAAGAGGACGACACGUACAUUUGUCACGCGAAAUGCCGGAGCAUGAGAUUUCAUUCCUCUUUUCCAAGAUGAUAAUAUUUCUUUGCACAAUACUUGACUUGAAUUUUGCAGUAACUGACUGACAGUCCACUGUUGACGUCUGCUCUUUACUCCAAACUUCUCCCCACAAGCAGACGAUCUCUGAUUACUCCCCUUGACGCAGUUGCAGACGACCGUGUCGCCAGGUCGAGGGAUCCUGACUUUCAGCGAAAGCUCAGCUGUCUCCAAGGUGUCAACAAAUUAAUCAACCAAAAUUAUUAAACAUAAUAAUGACUUCAUCAGAGAAGACGGCUUUGCACUUAGGAUCAGAUCUGGAUGGCCUAAUACAUUCCCUGGAAUUUGAAAAUCACCAGUACGUGAAAAGAAUAGAGAAAGAAAACCAGAAAAUACUUUUACUUGAAGAACAGGAGAAAGAGAAGAACAACGAGAUUGCUCGCUUGCUCUCUCUGAUCGCAGAGCUGGAUGAAGACACCAAAAGAAACCACAAACAGUUGGUACACAACAAGAACACACUAGAGAGUCUGAAGAAGAGUAAACAGCUUUUAGUAGCUCAUGAGGAUGCUCUCUUGCAACAGCUUCAGAGUCUGCAGUUGGAGAACAAAGAGCAGCAGAAAAGACUUGAUGAGACACUGCAGAUGUACAAAAGUAUCUGGGCAGAUUAUGAUGCCAAGUACAAGUCACAGCCACUGGUACAGCAGCUGAAGGAGGAGGAGACUCGCCUCAAUGAGUCUGAGGCUCUUUGUUCCCAGUCCCUGCGGCAUAAACAGCUUCUGCAGAAGCAGAUCCAAACAGCUCAAAAUGAGCUGGAUUUCAAAGACUGGAAGAGAUUUUGUGUGAAGAUAGCAGGGAGAUGGUUAAACACCAGGAAAAUGGCAGAAAACAUUGCUGAGGUUCUACAGGAAAACAAAACUCUGAGAGACAAACUGAAGGAGACUUCUAACAAGGUGUCUGAAGCUGACGAGGCUAUGGACAUGGACCUGACCAAGCAUGAUGAAAAGGCUGAGGACACAAGGGACGUGAUCCUGAAACCUGGAUCCAAGACAAGUCUUGAGGAGUGUGAAGGCUGUGAGCAGGAGCAAGAAAGCUGUGAACAGUGGUCACUGAACAAAACAUUCACCAAGGACAGAUCUGCUACAGUCCUAUCAUCUGCCCCUCACACAAUAACUUCAGCCAGUCAGACACGUCAGCAGGCUUCUGUGCCACAGAUCAAAUUACCUGUCUCAAGAGCGGCAUCAGCAAUUUCCAAGAUCCCUACUGUUCGCUCUGCAGUGUCUGCAAUCUUAUCAGGUCCUAAACCUGCCUGUGAUACGAGGGACCAAAAACCAGCACCACAAGUUUCAUCGAAGGAGGUGCCCGGUGUUUCACGAAUACCAUUUCUCCAUUCACCCCAACCUCAAGCCCAGAAGAAUGGAAGCAGUGAGAAGUUUUGUGCAUCAUCACUGAAGGUACCACUAGUCUCUGCACCACUGAUGUUCUCACCACAAGUAAGAAUGGUCGCUGUUGGGAGGGGCAGAGGCACCACAUUCAGUAAUGUUUGCCUGCCUGCAGCUUCAGCAGCCUCUACUCCAGCCACCAUCCUGCCAGCUGCGAACACUAAUACUUCUGGCUCAGCAACCCAGGUUCCAAGCCUGGUGCAGUCUUCAGGUUCUGUGCAGAAUUGCUUGGCGCCUGUCAGCAGUGGCUAUGACUCUGCACAAAAGCCAAUGGCAACCAUGGGAUAUUCUUGCACGGCUUUGAGAACAACUUCAGAUGCUGGCGAUGCUCCUGUACUGGGCAACAAUGGAAACUCAGAAAUCCGAGGCCAUGGGGAGAUGUUGCCUGAAGAAUACAUGGAUAGCGAUGGAAAAGGGUCUCAGCUGUCAUCAGCCUCAGACUCAACUGACAAUCUCAAUCUGGAUGAGCCAUUUAGUCCUUUUGACAUUGAAAAGCAUCGAAAGAUUUUGAUGGAGUUAAAGACUUCCCCUUCACAAUUACUGCCCUUUAUGCAGCAUUCAGUGAGCAACAGUGGACAAGUUCAUGAUAAUGUACCACUGGCCCAUGAGAACUCUACCAACAAGAUGUUGCACUUAGAUGCUCCUGUCUUUAUGUUUGGCUUUGGAAACCAAGAAACAGCCUCGCAGCGCAAGUCACCACCACUUAGCAGCUUAAAGCCAGCAGGUGUCAGGCCAGAUACAUGUACUCAAGGCGUCUCCUUGCCUAGCUCCCAGGAGCAGCCUAGUGGAUCCUUCUUCAACUUCCAGUCCAUGGACUGCAGUGAUGGUGAAAACCAAGGUCUGAGCAUUCUCUCCAUAUUUGGUGUGUCUGGCACUCAGCCUUCACAGGACACAGUCUUUUCUUUCAACUUUAGAGAACCUGAAUCUGGGCAUACUCAAGACAGCACACCCUUCUCCCUCUUUCAGAAUAGUAAUAGAGAAGGGGAGAAAACAGACAAAGAUUCUAACUCUAUGUUUAGUCUCUUCUGAUUCCACUUUUCUGUUGUAUAAAGAGAGGCUUCAGUAAAAUAACGCAGAGUCUUCAAUUUUUCAUUGUGUUCUUCGUUUUUCUUUUGAGCUUUAAUUUGCUUUUCUUUCCUUUCCUUGAUGAAAAAUAGGAAACGUAACAUUUCAGAUUUUUGCAUGUUUGCAUUACUGUGGUUACAUUAAAAGUGUGUAAAUAAAAAUGCAAAACAUUUUUAAUGCUGUUAUGCAUGAUGUGGGCUGGCAUAGCGUGUUUUACAGUUUUACACCUAUGACACUUUAAUGAUGAGAGUGUCCGCCAGCAGUUAAUAGCAGAAAGUAUCAAUGCCUAUCACCUUUCCCUUGCUGCUUUCUCUUCUGGACAUCUCUACGAGGUCAGCAUUGUAUUUAUGGUUCAUGGUUAUUAAAAAUCGACAUAAAUUUUUACAGUCUUAAAAAAUUGUAUUUCCUUGGCUAAGUAAUUAUAACUUUCGUUGCUAACGCAGGUAUUUAAAAAUGGUAUUUUUGUAACACGAAAGACAUGAUCUUCAAAAGGUGUGAGGAGAGAGUUUCAGAUCAAGUGGAAAGAUGAGCAGAAAUCUGCAUGAACCUAGCUUCAAUCUAAGAUGGCAAAAUUUUGUGGCUUCCUAAAUUUAGGUAUUGUUUAUAUCUUGGCAUGAGCAGACCUGAUACUCGUUCUGAGAACUCCAGUAUUCAGAGAUAACUUUAUGCCAACAGGGAAGAAGCCACUUUACAUGUUGGUGCACGCAUUUUCUGUGUCUAUACUUUUUAUUGUGUUAAUAAAAGUAUAAAACAUCCUCACUGGCUACAGCAAUUUAUGCUGCACAUAUACAAGCAUUUGUGUACAUAUGUGCACAUGCACAGACAGAACAAAUAAAGGUAAUGACAUGGCGAUGAUAAGAGAAAACAGAUAACAAGAGAAAGACAAGAUUUGAAAAAGGUUUUGAAUGAAGCAAGAGUAGGUUUCUGGCAAACAUGGAAAGCAGCUUGUUGCAGCUAAGUGGACCACAGACAGAAAAAGAAUGUGGAACAAAUGUUGCCAGGCAAAGUUUUCUGAGAUGCAAAAAAGACCACUUCAUAAAGCCUUGUUGUGUAUUUUACACCACCUUACAUUUCUUCUACAUUGGUCAAGAAGACAGUUUUAUAUUAUGACAGUCAUUAUCACCAUUCCCUUGACAAUGGCCAGGUCCACAGCAAGUCAGCCCACCCAUGGGGCCAACUCGCAGGAUCCUGUCAUCAGGGGAACUUGACAAGACGCAUCGUGACCAGUCUUGUGCACCUUUUAAAAUGUCCAUCAUUGGGCGGCCUGUUAGUCCAUCAUAUUCGACAACCAGUUGUUCCUCUGCCUGUGCUAACAUCCUCCUCCUCCUUCCAUGUACCACUGGAAGACUGCCUUUGGUAAGGUGUCAUGUCUAGCAACACAGCUGAACUAGAGAUAUUAUUACCCAGCUAUAAUGAUCUGGAUGGCCUUAAAGUGUCCUCUAUAGAUAAAGACCUUCACCACCCCCAGGUACACUGAAGGCAAACUUCCGUAACCUUUCCAGUGCUAUGAGGGCUUCCGACACUGCCGGUGGUGGACCUGUUGUUUAGAAUAUUCAUCAUUGUCACUUCCAGCAUUGCCACUGACUCCAUCUCCACUGUGCCACAUCUGCAGCUUCCUUGCAUAUUUCGCCGGCCUGAUGACAACACGUUCACUGUAACUGGAGUGGUGGUACAUGUACAGUCCACUGUCAUAAAAUGCAGCCGUGAAUGGUGUUGGGAUAUUUUCUCAGUGAAAACAUUCUAGCGGAGUCAGACUACAUGUGAUAUGCAUUGGAGGGACCAGGAAAAAUGAACGUUUUAAUGAGGAAAACAUUAAUUCAAGUAAUAUAUAAUCAAGGGAUGAAAAGCGGUAUAUGGGGCUUUAGCUGAGACCUUUGAAAACGAACAUUAUACUGAGAAAAUCGUUACAUCCAGGAUUGCAAAACAGGUAUUACUGUACAUAAAUACAUAACAUAAAAAUGAUACACAAGUGUGCACAUGUGCAUGUAAGAUGAAAAGUAUUGAAAAAUAAGAUUAAAUUCUUGCAAUAACAACAACAAAAAACAAGCACCAUGAAAAAAUCACGUGAAACUUUUCAAGAAUUAAAUAAAAAUCAAGAAAAAAUACAGAUAUCAACACAUCUAUGGUAGUAUUUUGUCAGAAAUAGUUUAUUGUACCAAAAGUCUAAUCAUAAAGACAAUAAUGUGCAGAAAGUAUUCUGUGAUGAGUCAAGUGUUAACUAUAUCAAGCAAGUUUCCAGACCAGUAUUAUAUAUACCUUUCUCUCCAACAACUAACUGCAAUGCUGAAAUCCACUUUCAGGUAAAAACCUUGACUAGAUAAAGCCUGGAUUUUUGUUCAGCAUUGAUCACAUGCCAGAUCGCUGUCUGUGCAACAGAUAAAGCCUAGAGAACAGGAUGCAGGCAGAGGUUGGUGGGCGGCAGUUAAGAAAGGCACACUGUACAAAUGACUCACAGAGUCACAUCAUUAGCAGAGCUCAGCUGACAGGGGACAUACAUCAAAACAACUGUUCAGCAACAGAAUAGCUUUAGACACAACGCUCGUUGGGAUGCCCACUGGAAUGAAUAAUAACUUGUCACAAAUUAAACUAAAUCUAUGAAAUACCCCUGGAGUAAAUAUAACCUGAAACAUGUUACAGGUAAUUUAUGUUACUAUAAUAUUUACAGAUAAAUAUUUCACAGACUUAUACUUCAUGCUGACACAAGUCAGAAUGCUAGACGAUGGUAUGGUUUGUCAAUUCUAAAUUGCAUGGUAAAUAUCAAAAUUAUUACACCUCAUUGACAAGCUAAUUUUUUUCUUGUUUACUUAGCGAUGCUAUGAGACUCUUAAAUAGCCAAUACUUGACAAGAGAAUAGAUCACAUACAUUAUCCUUACAAAAAAGCAUGGCUAAUUAGAAAAACAUUUAAUGAAAAACUCUUACUUUUUCAGGUAAAGUAAUGAAGUCUAGAGACUGUAGGGACAGGUAAAUGUAAGGCAAACCUCAUGUCUAGAGUGCAUGCAAUAGAAAGAGGAGCCUUUCCUGUUCUCUUUACUUUCCAGAAUAAACCAGUUUCCCACCCUUGCAGUGCAACUGUGAGAUAAGCAAACACUCUUCCAGUCUAAAUAUUAUAAAGCUGAUGCUGGCUUUCACAAAAGGUUUGAUAAAGAAUACAGUAUGAAGCGUUAAGUCCCCACCAGAUUCUGUAUAUUGUCUAGUGGUUGUAAGCACGGUGGAGCUAGAACACAGUAUGACCUCGGGCAAGGCUGCAACAGGAACCAAUGGUGCAGUCCAUGUACCAACGUCAAGGGAAGCACCCUCUGUUGUUCACAACCACCUUUAGCUGUGGCAUAUUCCAACUCUUAUUGACAUAAUUUGUCCAUGUGCUCAAAGAGUAUAUUUGCAAACUAAGUCUUGAAGUAACCAGUCUUGACCUCAAGAAGUGCUCUACUUUUUCAAAGAUGUAAAAAUGAUACAACUUUUCAUAUCUGACUUUCCUUAAAAUGAAUUGUAUUUUUUGGUGAGAAAAUAUAUGAAGCAGAUGUACAUACUAAUGUAGAAAGAAAUGAUGGACAGAAAAUCCACUUGCAUGGUAAUGUACAUAAAAUUGUUGAAAAAGUUACAAGCAUAAUAUGAUGAUUAUACAAUUUCUCUUAAGACAGAGGUCAAACACCUCUCAGUCUCUUCACAAAACUUUUAAGAAAGUUCACCAGACAUCAAUAAUCAAGACAAGAUUAUUGCUACAGCUCCUGAGUAUUUUGUCAAGAUAACCAUAAAAGAACACAAGUUAAGUUUUGUGCACAAGAAUUUGCUGGCUAGCCUGGCAUAUAGUUACUUGAAAUUUUGGCUAAGAACACUUUGACAGCAAUAAAAGUUUUAGUGCAUGAAGUGAACUGGAACUUACCCAGCCCCUUUAGUUACCUUGCUGACAAUGCUAUCAUCCUUUUGGGUUUUCCACCAGAAAUUACUAUGGUCAUCUUUUGUCUACCUUCAGAAAUCUAGAUGAAAAUUACUAUUCCCACAUAUGUUAUUCUUUCCUAGCUAUUUCAAUUAAGAUGCUUUAGCUGAAAUCAUCAUAAGGGUUUCUGGCUGACCUUAGGUAAACAACAUGAAAACAGUGAAUUCCAGCAACUGGAAACUAAAUAAGCUACACUGAAUUGUUCAUUUAUGGCAUGCUAAGUUUUUCUUAAUACAAUAACUUGUUUAAAGUAGCAGCAGUUACGCCUUUUAUUCACCGUGUGCUGUCCACAGCAAAAACAAAAAUAAGAGUGCAGAACUGUGGAGGAGGGAGCAUAGAGUAUCAGGCAGAACUGAAGUGAAUAUUUAUUCAGGAAAACAAGGAUGUAUGUCAACACGGUCUGAGAGAUGAUCUGCUGACCCUUGCUACUGACCCCCCAUCACCAAUAAAGUUACUAGACAAAGCUAAACACGCGACCAACUCAGUAAUGUUGUAACUGAACAUUUUCAAUAUUGUGUGCAUAUGGGUGGGCAAGGAAUCAAGGCUUCAUAAAUCACAUAAAUGCAACCAAGAUGUUGCAACCUGAACUAUUCAUUACCAUACAAUGAUUUUGUAACCUAGCAACUUACAUAAUUUCACAGAUUUUCCCACUGUGCUAACCGGCAUUGAUCAGGACUGUUGAAGACUGUAUAUAUAUAUGAAAGAUUCCAGCAGUCAUACAACCAUAUUUAUCAAUAUUGGUUGGCAACAAACCUGCCAUAAACACAAUUUCUCAUCAGCUGUUACAACUAUUCUGCAAUCAAAAACGUUUGACAGUCAAGCUUGUACACUCUUUUCACAAGUACACUUAAUGACUUUCUUCCAAGAAUCAAAUUCUUUUGCAAGAUCUUCAAAACAAAAAAUCAUUGCUAAAAAAUUUGUAAGGGAACUAAAAAAAAAAAAUUGGUCUUUAACUCGUAGCUUUUUAAAAUUGUGGUACAUAUAUUUGUUCAUUACUUUGUGUUGUUUAUUAGCAUCAAUGCCCAAACUUAUUUUUAAUGCCUCUGUGUCCACAGAUCAUACUUCUGACAGCUCUGCCAAGAAGGAAUUCAGAGAAAACAAGACAAUAACCAUAGAUUAAUCUUUGUAAAAAGCCAAUACUUAUGACACAAAAAGUAACUUUUGGUCUAUAAAAACAAUCUUCACACACUUUUAACUUUUUUUAAGUACUCUUCCUCUCUUACUUGGAAAAGAACAAUAGAGUGAGACAAAGGAAGUUGAAACCACAUGGGCCUAACUGAAUGGGGCUGCCCAAAACCGGGUCCGAUGACGAGGUGUUGCAGCUCUGUACUCCUAGAGGAGUAACAAGGACUAAACUUCCUCUCUCGCUAAUCUUUUUAUCCUGCAUGUUUUGUAUUCAUGAACUGCUUCAGAUUUUUAUUUAUUCUUUUGUUAUUUACAUACCUUAUUUUGGGAGUGAGAAAGAGGCGAAGUUCAACAACUUACUAUUAUUGUGGAAAUACACUUCAUAAGAUCUUUUUUUGUUUUUCAUUUUAAGCUGAAAAAAACUUAGGUCUUGAACACUAUCAUAAUUUCACAAGCAAUAUUAUGCACAGUGUUUGCAAUUUUACUCUCUCUGGUGAAAUAAAGACCUUUCCAUUAAUGUAAAUAAUUACAAAUUUAUUACUAAUGAAUUUCAAAAAAAAAAAAAAAAAAAA